Phytophthora sojae is the source of this 444-nucleotide messenger RNA. RefSeq lists its product as hypothetical. The transcript has a single exon. The record is from RefSeq and is a predicted model, not a curated record. Lineage: Eukaryota; Oomycota; Peronosporomycetes; Peronosporales; Peronosporaceae. The coding region runs from base 1 to 444 and encodes 147 amino acids.
AUGAGCGACGCAGACUGCAACGCGGGCCAGGCGUCUGAUGGUGGCGCCCCUGCACGCGCCACCGAGCAACUCCCGGACGCGCCGCCCGCUGGAGGGGGUGCUUCGGGCUCGGCUGGUGAGCAGGGUGACCGCGGCGCAACUUCUGGCCAUGCGGACAAGCAGGACGCGCGCCAGGCUUCGUUUGAUGAGCAUCAAGACAACGCUAACGCCCCUGACGACGCAGCCAGCAAGUCGAAGGCGCUGGUGGUCAAGACUGCGGGCACCGACACACCUCCGCACGCCAGCAGCAACACGGACGCGGCCAGCGGCGAGGGCAACAACGACACGGAUGCAGCCGGCAGCAAGGGCAACGGCGACACCGAGGGCAUGGUGAAGGACGCAGCCGGUUCGACUGCCACGGCGGCUGGCCUUCGUGGGUACUUCGUGUGCGAGUCGCAGCGCUAG